AUGCCGGUCACUACUGGGGUUGAAGGUGCAGAGAAUCUCCGCCAGCCAUCCAGAAUCCCACAAGAAGUGCAUCUCGACCAUCCUACGAGCCAUCAUCAUGCGCAGUGCUGGUAUGUCCAGUCCUCUUUUUCUUCCUCUUCUUCUUCUUUUCCCCCCUCCUUCUCUUCUUCCCCUGCUCUGCUUGUCGUCUGUUUGUCCCUCCCCUUUUGUGUAUAUGUAUGCGUCUGGGAAGAAGAAAAGAAGACAAACACCCACUCACUAUGGACGGUAUUGGACCCCGUCUUCCUUCUCUCUCCAAUUCACCACGAGCCAGACACAGCCUGGAAGGCGAACAUUCCAACCAAAGAGCGUCUGCCUCUGCCUCUGCCUGCCCGCCCUCCGUUUGUUCUGGCUCCCCUCGGGGCUUUUGCUGCUUCAUCCCCCCUGUCUAUCACGCUAAACUCGCUCCCGGCUUUCUCCACCCACGCCUCGCACCGCCCAAAAAGAAAAGAAAAGAAGAAAAAUGCGAAGACGAGGAAAGACGACGAGGCAGGAGAAGAAGAACUCUGCGCUAUCCCCCUGCUCUGGCUCUUAUGA
Messenger RNA from Trichophyton verrucosum HKI 0517, 576 nucleotides. RefSeq lists its product as uncharacterized. The record is from RefSeq and is a predicted model, not a curated record. The transcript has a single exon. Bases 1 to 576 code for a protein of 191 amino acids. Lineage: Eukaryota; Fungi; Ascomycota; Eurotiomycetes; Onygenales; Arthrodermataceae.